AUGACGCACCGCUGCUUUAAAUGUGGAGAGGGAUUCUCCCGCGUCUACGACAUGCUCUUACACCAGACCAUUCAUAUAGAUGGAACGACCAUGUUCAAAACCAAGAAGGUUCACCGCUGCUCAACGGAAGUCAGGAAUCCCAGUUUCUGGCCUGACAUUGUGGAGAGGCUUCCUACAAUAGGUGUCCCAGACCAAUACCAUGACAACCACACAGCUAAGCCAAUAGGAGUUCUGGACCAAUACCAUGACAACCACACAGCUAAGCCAAUAGGCGUCCCAGACCAAUACCAUGACAACCACACAGCUAAGCCAAUAGGAGUUCUGGACCAAUACCAUGACAACCACACAGCUAAGCCAAUAGGAAUCCCGGACCAAUACCAUGACAACCACACAGCUAAGCCAAUAGGAGUCCUGGACCAAUACCAUGACAACCGCACAGCUAAACCAAUAGGAGUUCUGGACCAAUACCAUGACAACCACACAGCUAAGCCAAUAGGAAUCCGAGACCAAUACCAUGACAACCACACAGCUAAGCCAAUAGGAGUCCUGGACCAAUACCAUGACAACCGCACAGCUAAACCAAUAGGAGUCCCUGACCAAUACCAUGACAACCACACAGCUAAGCCAAUAGGAGAGGAAUGCCAAACUCCAUCAACUCUACAGAUACACAUGAGAACUCACACUGUAGAGAACCAGUCUAAUCCGCAGUGCCCUCUCUACUGUGGGAAGAGAUUCUCCAGCAAGAGUUACAUCAAGAUCCACCGGAAGAUCCACAGUGGGAAGAUCUCUUACCACUGUGCCCAGUGUGAUAAGACUUUCCUGUCAGCGGAGGGGCUCAAGAAGCACGAGAGCGCUCACCGAGGAGAGAGACCGUACCGAUGCCCUGCGUGUGGCAAGUGUUUCAAACAACAAUCCCAGCUGACCUGUCACUUCAAGAUCCACACCGGAGAGAGGAGCCAUCUCUGCUUCCUGUGUGGGAAGAGUUUCGCCAGAGAGUUCGACCUCCGGGUGCAUCUCAGAGUCCACUCUGGAGAGAAGCCCUACCAGUGCCACGAGUGUGGCAAGAGCUACAGGUACAGAGCAGGCAUCCGGUCACACAUGCAGCAGAUGCACCCUGGGAAGCCUAUAGUGGAACCAACCCCACCCAUCCCCACAGGCCCUCGCUACGGCAGUGGAGGAAGUGGUCUUCCUACAUCCCUCAUCAGAAAGGAUCCUGGUGACCAAUCCAGCCCCAAAGCUAUAGAGGCCCAGGGUCCUGAUCCAAGCCAUGGCAGCAAGGCGUCCAGUCAAACACCUCGGUUGAAGGCCAGAGCUGAAGAAGAAGAGGAGGAAGAGGAAGAAGAAGAGGUGAACGUUGAUGGUUCGGGUAAUUCUGAAGAAGACGACGCCAGUUGGAAACCUGCUCUUCGUCUUGCCAAGACCGGUGGCGGUGGUCCCUCUGCAUCAGGACCACAGAGAAAACACCGGAAGAAACAACCGGUCAAAAGGAGAACCAGCGUCAAAGAAGGCAAACGGAAGCAACCGAAAGCCAAGAGGUUUAACAACCGUCGCUGCUUUAAAUGUGGAGAGGAUUCCCCGGGAAUAUGA
This is a messenger RNA of Oncorhynchus tshawytscha (Chinook salmon), 1587 nucleotides long. Its product is annotated as zinc finger protein 567-like. Gene Ontology annotation, biological process: regulation of transcription by RNA polymerase II. The transcript is spliced from 5 exons. Bases 1 to 1587 code for a protein of 528 amino acids. The record is from RefSeq and is a predicted model, not a curated record. Lineage: Eukaryota; Metazoa; Chordata; Actinopteri; Salmoniformes; Salmonidae. Gene Ontology annotation, molecular function: DNA-binding transcription factor activity, RNA polymerase II-specific; RNA polymerase II cis-regulatory region sequence-specific DNA binding. Gene Ontology annotation, cellular component: PcG protein complex; transcription regulator complex.